GUAUACAUAAUGGCGUCCCACCCACCUGCUUCUUGCCUCCGUGCCCUCUUGAACGGUUCCGGCGCUGCUUGUCGUUGAUCCUGCUCGAGUCUCUCCUUGAUACCACGAGUUGCUUUUGCUGUUGCUGCGGUACCACGAUCCGCCCUAUCGGCUUCAUAUGCGGACCAUGACGGUGUCAACAUAGCCAGAAGCCGCCGCCUCGUUUUGCCGCACACACUCUGCUCAUCAACUUGCAUGCCGACGACCCUGCUCAAGACAUCCGAGCAGAACCCACGUCUUCCCCGCGUCCGAGCAACCACGAUUCUUGGACUUCAGCGGGACUGAGGGCAUCCUUUUAGAGGCACUGGGUGGCAUAUCCCCUUUGCAAGCUCAAACGCCCCCCCCUUCACGAGAAGACCGUCAUCUUCCUUCGAACAUCCGCUCGACGACUCUUCGCCCUAACGGAUCACCGCCAACGUUGUACAGCGAUAUAUCGAUUCACUAUCCGGCCUAGACAGGGAAAGGUGGACGACUGAGUGCCCGUUGCUAUUUUAGUGACGAUUGAGUAACUGUGGAUCUCUUGACCAACACAGUCGACGACGACCCAGCCUGCUUCCAAGGCACCUGCAAGUAUGGCCAACGCAAGCCUAGCCAGGGGAAACUGCCCUGCACCGUUCUUAGCAAUGAGCUUCUUUCCCGACGACGAAGGAUUUAUCGAAGGCCGGCUUUGCCAAAAUCUCUCUGCGACCUUGCAAUGUUGCUUGCCCUGCCCUCUCACCGACUGGGUUUACCCCGACUACUUCAACACGCUGACGACGGCCGCCAACUGGGUCUGCGUCGCCAGCGCCGCCUGCUGUCUCUUCCUCUUAGUCUCAUGGGCUGUCUUGCCCGUUGAUAAGACGUACAGACACUACUUGAGUAUCUGCUUGACAAUAGCAGUGCUCAUCAUGAAUCUUGGCUUCGUGGUUCCCCUCGCCGACCAGCCAGAACAAUGUUACAAUGCAAUUACGCCGCACAGCAUGAAGUCGAGUAAGGUCUGUGGCGCAUCUGGUGCAUUCCUCCUUCUCGGAGGCUGGGCCGGUGUCAUGUGGGUCUUCCUGCGAUCGUUGUCCUUGCAUCUCCAGAUCUGCUGGCAAGUUGUCGUGGGUCGAAACUUCAUGAUCUUCGCACAAGCCACAGGAUGGGGUAUCCCCCUCAUUGGCAUUGUCGUUGCCCUCGUCUUCAGCGGCGUGUCGUUCCGCUUCGGUGCCACCUGUCACAUCAACCACAAGAACAGUCUGGCAGACUUCUGGAUCCCUCUUCUAGUCUUCGCUGGUCUCACAGUCAUCAUCCAGUUCGCUACAUUCGGGUAUUGCAUCAAAGUUUACCUAGCCUCUCUAGCCGAUAACAGUGCUUCGACUGAGGGAUCAAGCUUGCCGACAUACUCCAACAGCGUUCAGACCAUGAGCCCCCGUCAGGCGUAUCGACGAGUGCGACGCGUCAUCCAACUCCAAUGGAGAGGCAUCGCUAUUGUCCUCAUCAUCAUUGCCGAUGUUAUUUUCUUUUCCGUCGUGUUUGUUUUCCAAGACAACACGGUCCAGGCGGUGCACGACGACCAAAGUUUUGCUCGGGACUGGGUCACGUGUCUCGUUCGCGAAGAGGGUGACCGAACCAAGUGCUACGACGAGUCCAAGUCGCUGGUUGUCAACGAGGCAACCAUCACGGCCGUCUUGAUUCUCCUUGCGAUGAACGGCAUCUGGCUGCUUUUCCUACUGGGCCGCUGGGCCAUGGUCCUCGGCUGGGUGGACCUGUUCUCCUCCUGUCGAGGUAGAAGCAAGAAGGAAUUCGUGUCGGUAGAUGCCCGAUACGACGUUAAGAAAGAUACCCUCAAAUCACCCGUUGUGAGUCCCAACAGCGGACGAAGAACCCCCGAUUACUUUGGGCAGACGGCCCGCUACCAGCCGCCGACGCGAUCCUUCUCGAGCCCUCGGCCGCCGCAAACACCACCAACCUGGGACGCACGAGCGACCUAUGCACGGCCCGAGUCGCGAGCCCGAGGAGACGGCUUCGAAGACAUGAACCCGCUUGGGAUGAACAGGAUAUAAUGAGACGACACAGUCGAUGACGAUGGAACGAACGAAAAGCAGAAAAAAAGUACAUAAAGAUUAAACGAAGAUGAAGAGAAAAGAAGAUCAGACGGAGGUCACCCCGCCUUUCAACAAGCCUCAACUUCAAACACAUUUCCCACGCCCCAGCUCUCAAGCGCAGGCGGCAUGUUCGGUCGAAUUAUUCGGAUCGACCGUGUUAAUGAUCAGACAUCAACCCGAAUCAAAUGAUGAUGUAAUCCGAAGAAGCCACCGGGCUGGCCGGCCAUGUCAAUAUGCCAAAAAACCACAAUGUAAUAUCAGCGUCGGCGUCUCGGACUUAUUUAAGCCGCGAAGGAAUGCGAACGUUUUUUUUGAACCCCACAGUUUAAAGGUUAAAAAAAGGAUGUGAGAAGGGAUGUUGGUGGCAGGAGUGUCUCACUCGACAUCAGUCUCGGCGCAAUGGGACGGGAAGUGCGGAAGGAAUCAUGACGGACGGAUAUGUAGAAGCAGUCGAGAGUCCGAGAAAUGGAAG
Messenger RNA from Colletotrichum destructivum, 2577 nucleotides. RefSeq lists its product as uncharacterized. The transcript has 5 exons. Lineage: Eukaryota; Fungi; Ascomycota; Sordariomycetes; Glomerellales; Glomerellaceae. Gene Ontology annotation, molecular function: G protein-coupled receptor activity. Gene Ontology annotation, cellular component: membrane. The record is from RefSeq and is a predicted model, not a curated record. Gene Ontology annotation, biological process: cell surface receptor signaling pathway; G protein-coupled receptor signaling pathway. Bases 612 to 2063 code for a protein of 483 amino acids.